This is a messenger RNA of Pocillopora meandrina, 2059 nucleotides long. Lineage: Eukaryota; Metazoa; Cnidaria; Anthozoa; Scleractinia; Pocilloporidae. The record is from the annotation of a GenBank genome assembly.
AGAUCCACACUAAACAGUGUUACAGAAAACCAGAAGCGAUGGUUGGUCUUUGGAAUUGCACUGAGCAAAGUUCUAGUUUCCCAAAUACGCCCUUUUGUAGAAACAGAAAUCCGAAACGAAUAUGGCAACCUUCAAACUAGCCACGGCAUUCAUGCUCAGAGCACAUCAGGGCGUCUUAAGCAUUGGCUAAUGCCCUUGAAGUAUGAGAACAUCAAUGGUAAUGCUGGAAUUCCUAAACUGUCUCGUGGAAGGUAUGACUUUUCUAAGUUUGAUUGCCGAGUGAUGUCACAUGUUGACUUUGCUAAGUUGUAUGUGGAGAAUCACAUGGCUAAAUUCAAUGCAUUUGAUGAGUGCUGUGAUGCAUCAGCUGUCCUUGCACUGCUUGGCAGAGUCCCAGUGUUCUCUGUUGAUGUACAAAGAGCAGCAGGUGCUGUAAGAGGGGCUAGGAAUGCCUGGGCGCACUGUGUAUUCCAUGAAUGGAGUCUUGUGAAUUAUCAAAAAAACUUUGCUGCUAUGGAACAGCUUGUUAAGAAACUUGGCCUUCCAGGUUCCAGUACAAACAACCUUUUAACAGAGCUAAAAGAUUGGGAGGACAAAGGUAUCUUCUUUUAUUUAUAUUACAUUUAUUUUCUUUAGUUGUUAUUAUUAGUGUACUUGUGUUUAGAGGUGCACAAUAAUUUAACACCCUUGCAAAAAUUUUAAAAAGAAAUCAAGUUUAAAUCUACUAUCACAGUGUUAAGUACCCAUCGUAUGCAAAAUAAUAGUUAGUGAUGUAGUGUAAAAUGAAUAGUUGAUUGGUGUGAGUAAUCAUGCAAACAGCUAAAUGGAUGGUUCAAACUUGCUUGAGUGGGUAGUCAGAUGUAGAUUGAGAGCCUUGAACUUUCACUGACACUUCCCCAGGAAUGAGAGGUGCUUAUCAUGGGUAAAGGUCUUGACUUGGUGUUGAUAAUUCUUCUGAUGUUUGUCAAAACAUAAUAUCUAUGGUUAGCAAAGUGUUGCUAUAUGAUGACAACUCAUGUAACCAGUGCAUGUAUCACAUGGAUGGCAUUUGUAAUAUACAUUGUUAGGGUUGUCGGUAGCAUUUGGAAGUACCGGAUGUAGUGGUUCAGCUGGCGGACGUGCAUCGUUCGUGCCACUGACCCGAAAGUUGACUACCAGGGGCACAAACUCCUAGUCACUGAAUGUCAAGUUCGUUGCGUUUGUGUUUUGUUUUCUGUGGCGAAAUCAAUGUUAAUAAUGGGUAGCUGUGUUCGUUUCUGUGGCCCUAACAUAUUACUUCGCACUAAGUGCAGCGAAGGUUCCCUUAGUCAGUGCUCUAGAGUCAGUUACCUCCUUUCUCCACCAUAGUUGCCGACGUGUCUUCACAGUUUUCUGCGUCACAACUGUGUAACAUGAUCGUUUUGGCCGCGCACUAAAUGAGGACACUUUUGGGCCGCCAAAUGGUAUUUUCAAUGCGUAAAAAAAUGUUCAAGGAGAACUCGCUAGGCGCUGAGGUCGAUGAUCUCAAAUUUCAAAUACAACUAUUUAUUAGAAAACGCAAAAAAAAAUUCAUAUCAUAAUUAUCACUCUUUGCUAUUCUGGCAAAUAGGGUGAUAUCAAUGACCAGUUCUGUAGUGAUUCAUGUUUCAAUCAGGUGAAAUUGAUUGACAUCAGUCUUGGAUACUUCAUGCUCAACACACGGCGGUUCCUAGCAACCUUCUUUUUCACUAAAGCUAGUAAUUUUAACCGUGCUCAUCUCCAAUAGAUGAAAAAGGAAAAAUGACAAUUUUUCUAGAUCUUGGCCAUGUUCUAAAUUGAAACAGCACAGCCUGCUAAUUUAACUUUUAUUUCAGGCACGAUUCUUUGUAUGAACGCAACCAUGGACCCUGAUUUGUUGAAGUUGGUACAACAACACGUUCAUGAUCUGAUGACAGAUGUAGAAAAGCUGACGUUUGAGGUGCAAGAGGACAGAGAACGUGUCUCACUGGCACUAGCACAAAUUUUAUCAAAUCUAGAGGAAAUGGAAACAAGACUUGAUCGGAUGCAGGUCGAGCAAGAAGCCAUCAAACGAGAUCUGUCA